Messenger RNA from Alosa sapidissima (American shad), 5308 nucleotides. RefSeq names its product microtubule associated tumor suppressor 1a (gene mtus1a). Gene Ontology annotation, cellular component: cytoplasm; nucleus. The coding region runs from base 310 to 3804 and encodes 1164 amino acids. Lineage: Eukaryota; Metazoa; Chordata; Actinopteri; Clupeiformes; Clupeidae. The transcript has 15 exons. Gene Ontology annotation, molecular function: microtubule binding. The record is from RefSeq and is a predicted model, not a curated record.
CUACAUGCUAUGAAUUUGCUCUACAGCGAAACGUGUGAGGAUUCACCGAAUAACUGAAAUUACAUCCAAUUGUUAAGCAGGUGCUUAUUAAAUUCAAUUAGUCUGUCUACAUGGCGUAGACAUAAUGAAUAAACUGGGAUUCGAAAAUUGAGAUGCCGGCAUUCAAUUGAAACAGGUGUGUAAACAACUUGUUUGAAAGAGGUGGUGAUCUUCAAUUAACUGGAGCAAGCUGUUCAUAUUCUGCAGCAAGAAAAAUACACUGGGGUCUAUUAUAGAGCAUAUAUAAACAGGAGAAACAGAAGCUGCAAGAUGGAUUCUGUGGUGGAAAACUGUUCAAACACCAAAAUGGCGCAUGUUCCAUACAAGACCUUGUGUUUCUCACUGGCAGAUGAACAGAAUGGCAAUGACUUGCCAAGUCCAGUCUCUGCCAGGAGCAUCAGCAGCCUUAGCAACAGAAGUGUAGAAAGUCCACCCGACAUUGAGAUGUUCGAGUGUCUGAGUGAUGGCAAUUCAGUGGAGGGUGACCCCUCGUGCUCUUUCUUAAAGAGCUCUCCAAGCACCACAGGGUUAAUUAUCACAGAACUCUACAAUGAUACGCACGAUGAUCAUGCAAGGUACUGUAUAGAUGGCAGUGUUGAUGGAAGUAGCAGGGCCUCAAGCCCACUCCUGUCCUCUGCCAGGCAAAGCGUCUCGGAGAGUUCCUCUGAGCCACCCUGCCGUAGCUUCAGCGAUGGCUCCAUGGACAGGGUCCUGCGCAGCAACAGCUUCUGCCUGCAAGACUCAGACCAGGCCCUCAGCAUCUCCUAUCUGGCGGAGUCGGCAGGAUCCCCAGCGACGCCCUCUGACCUGGGCGUACCCUCUCUCCGGGAGCUGGGGGUCACCCCAAAAGAGCAAAUGAAGCACCUGCACCUGGGAGAUGUCCCCUUUAGCCCGCAUAAUCAAACCUAUUUCCUGGAUGAAUGUACAGGGCAACCUGCUCUCAGUGUGGCAGCAAAGGCUAGAGGAAGUCCACUAGCUGUGCCCACUUCAAAGUUUGAUUUUGCCACCCCAGGGUCCUGUAGGACUGGUCACUCUGCUCUGAAGCUGCGGCACAAUAAUACUCAGGGAUCCGGUCGGCUCAUGACUGCAGCGGACAGCACUUUUAUGGUGCCUGCCUCUGAGGAGAGUGACCCCAGCAAUGUGCAGACAUCCACUCCAGUGCAGUCCCUAAGCAACAAGACAUUCUGCCUACCAACCCUCAACGAGUCACCCUUCACAAAAGAACCAGGAGACCAGGGAAGCUCAAAAGCUGACGGGAUGAAGGAACAGCCAGGGUCUGGCCCCACACCAACAGGGGUGGCUACUAAGACGGCUACUGUGGCACCCAAGGUCAAAAAGUUCACCAAGCCUGAUUUUAGUGCUGUGAAGUCAAAGAUCUUCUCAAAGCAGGCAAGCACACAAAAAUCAUCAAAUCUGCCAGUUGUGCAAGCUUCUCCAUUUUGUUCCUCUAAGCGUAACGAGGAGCAGGUUCAGAAACCAGCUCGCCCGACACGGAAUAAACCCUCUGCUACGUCGGCUCUGCUACGUCCCUCUGCUACACCUAAAAAGAUUGCUUUAAGUAGGGGAGAGGCGCCACCUUCAGACAAACAAGAGAAGCCUCCUGCAAGUCACAAUAAGCUUAUGUUCCCCAAGCCUCGGCCGCGUCUGUGGUCUGACAGUUCCUCUGUGCCCAAAACAAAGGCUGACACUCAGCACCAGAGGGGGAAAACGGCCCCUCCCAGUUUCAUAGCUAAGGUCUACAAAGCUGUCACUCAGUCCAAGGCUGUUCCUCAGAGACAGCAGUUGAAGUCCAUACAGGGACAUCAGAAUGGCUCCACAUCUUCUCAAGAGGAUGCACUCAGCAAAAGAGCCCCAGAGUCCCGGUUGGAGCGGACAAAGAUAAGCCCAAAAAUGGUGAGCAGCAAGCCAGCGGGGUCAGUGACCGGGUCAGCAGUGAGACCUGGAGCAGGCUUGGAGGAGAAGAAGGGCCGGUUUGGAGUGCAGUCGUCUCCCUGCCGUGAGCGAGCUGCCCCAGGCUCUCCGGCCGCUGGGGGGAGCGGCUCACGGCAUCCACCCAUUAUGGCCAAGCUGAGGCUGGGCAGCACCCGGGGGUUCAGUCCUAACAAAGACAGCCAGGCUCCAGGUCAUUCCAAAAGUGUUCUGAACAACGUGUCCACUGGUGUAGGAUCGUCACGGCCUCAGGAUGCAGUCAGUGGGGUAAAGAGCAGCCCAAAGAAAGCCCUUCCCCCAGUGACCCCCUCCAGAAUACCUACGCAGCCCCAAGGAGUAAUCAAGAACAUCAGUGGAUCCUCUCACUCCAGUGGCCACAACUUACAAGGCUAUGGAGAAUCCCAGUGUAACAGUGGUGGAAGGGCUGCCUCAUCCAAAGCCUCAGGACUCCGAUCCAGACUCCAGACACCAGCUAAGAGCACCACAAGAACAGCAGUUUACAGGAGCGCCGCCUCAUCCAAUCCAACCGCCAUCAAGCCCGUCUCCAGCACCUCCAAAAAGCUCCCUCCGACACGGCUGGCCCAGGCAAACUCCAUUCAACCAGUGGACAAGAACAAAUCGAGGCCCAACGCCCGGAACCCACAACCACCACCACCAGCAGCGCAGCAGCAGCAGCAGGUGAAUGGCCAUCGGGACCCAGCGGCCGCUGCGGGCAAGUGGAGUGUGGAGCACUACCAGGCACAGUGUGCGAGAAGCACCACCACCAUCCAAGAGCUGAAGAGGCUUCUUCUGGGAAGCAACUGCAGAUUUGAAGCGGUCACUGUUGUCCUGCAGCGUUGUAUAGCAGAGCAUGAAGAGUCCUUGAGGAAAUGUGGGGAGUUGUCUCAGGAGCUGGUGAACCUGCGUGAGGAGCUGGUGAACUCCUCCCAGUCAUGCGAUCGCCUGGAGCAAGAGAAGGAGGACCUGCGGGCGGCCUUCGAUGGCGUCCUCCAGAAGCUACAGGAGCAGCACCGCAACGACCUGGCCGAGCUGGAGGAGAGACUCCGCACCUUCUACGCCGCCGAGUGGGAGAAGGUCCACCAGGUCUACCAGGAGGAGGCCGACAAGUGCAAGACCCAGAUGGAACAGCAGCUGGAAAGUUUGAAGUCCAAGCAUGAGGUUUUGAAGAAGGACCUGGAAGCCAGCCAUGCUGACAAGAUGGAGAGCAUCAAACAGCAGCAUGAACAGUCUUUAGAGGAAGUCAGGAAAGCUCAUGAAACUGAAAUGCAGACGUUAGACAACGCUCUAAAGGAGACUGAAGUGAACCUAACAGGUCAGAUUGAAGAGCUCCGGACAGAGAACAGUGCUUUAAAUGAAAAGCUUAGAGAAGACGAGAAGAGGAGGGAAAUGUUUGCAGAUUCUCAGAAGGACUCCCACACUCUCUAUCUGGAGCAAGAGCUGGAAAGUCUUAAAGUGGUGCUGGAGAUCAAGACCCAGCAGCUGCACCAGCAAGACAAGAAGCUCAUGCAGAUGGACAAAGUGCUGGAGAGGAAUGUGAAACUUGAUGAAUGUCUGCAAAAAGUCCAGCAGGAGAAUGAGGAUCUCAAAGCCAGGAUGGACAGGCAUAUGGCUUUGUCUAGGCAACUGUCCACGGAGCAGGCAGUGUUACAGGAGUCUCUUCAGAAGGAGUCCAACGUGAACAAGCGCCUCUCCAUGGAAAAUGAAGAGCUCCUCUGGAAAUUACACAAUGGAGACUUGAGUAGCCCACGCAAGCUGUCGCCCACGACACCCUCCAUGUCCCUGCAGUCGCCCCGAAACUCUGGAGUCUUUUCCAGCCCUCCUGUUUCACCCAGAUAACACCGGCUCAAGGCUUCCAUGAAGCGUGCGACCUGUGACUCUCUCAGAGUUUUAAACCAUACCAAAAGCUAUAUUAGCUACACAGGGUUACUUUUAGCCCUGUUAUCCCAAGAAGACAUUUCCAAAAACGGAUAUACUUUUUCAACAUGAUGUACAUAUGACUGUAAAGACACUUGUAUUGCACAGAAGCACUUAACCAGCGUGGACAACCAUGUUCUGAAUUUCUGCCUUUCUGUUUUUGAUGUAUGGAGGAAAAAGGACAUCUCAGGUGUGUCUUCAUUUUUUUCUGACUAUUUUGACUAAGGCCAUUUGAAAUCCCUGAGAAGAAUGACAUCCUCAUCACCCCCUUUGUUGCAGUCAGACUGCCAGAAUCCUGCUUCACUAAACGAUUUGCAGUUGUAGGUUGUUAGUCUAUGUGGUGUUGCAUUGUCAAAUUAGUUUUCCUGCCACUCAACAUAUUCAAACCUUCACCGAUUUGGGACACCGGGAAUCUACAGAAAUGUGUAAAGGAAUGUAAAACAGGCAGAGAUAUUGACAGUGCUAAAUUCUACAGCGGUGGUUUGGUCAGAUGAGAUGACUGAAUGAUUCACACUUAAGAACUUUCUUACUGAAAACUGAAGAUGCCGAAGGUGCAUUAAAUUGGCCACAUGUGACCUCAAUCACUACAGAAAGAAUCUGGAUUCCAGAAGACUAUAAAUAUGUAAAAACUGUACUUUACCUUUCAUCAAGCCUCUCUAUAAUUCAACUAUUUCAAAAGGCCUCCUUCUAUGCCAUAAUAACGAACACUCAGUGCCUGCUGACUGUGAGACUCCAGAGCUUUUGGGGUUACGGCAGAUCUUAACCCGCUGUGCUCUGGACACAAGUACCCAGUACAGCUUGACCAGAACGUUUGUAUAGACCUAUUAUUGCUGAUCUGGAGGGUAGUGAUUCAGUUUCAAAUCUGCCGUUAAGCAUGUGCACAUGUCCUGUCCCCUGUGUGGUCUCCUCAGCACAGUGGUGCAAAGGGAAACCUAGUCACGAUGGUUCCUGAUUAGACUCGGUCAGUGGCGAGGAAGACGCUUUAGAAGAAGGUUGUUUAUGAAGGGCUGCUGGUCAGGUAAUCAUGAGGGCCUUUCACUUCAUUAAGAACUCUGAGGUGUUCUGCUGAUUUGGUAGAUUUGAUUGACAGAAUAAUGAAUUGUCAUCAGUAACUUGACUCUUCACCAAGGCACGUCUAACCCCAACUGAGUUUUGCUUUUCCUCUGUUCAGAUUUCUCAAAUGACCAUGGGACCAGUGCAUCUGACUGUUUGUGCACGGCUUGAGAGCAUCUCUUCUUUUGUACAAAGAGGACUCUCCUACUGCAGCUGUGUGGCUACGAAAAGAGAUGUGUUGGAGUGUGGGUGUCUAUUUUGAGUGUCACUUGAGUCUGUUUUGCUUUAAAGUAACCAUUUGGAUGUGAAUUUAUUCAUGUGACUGAAGCUCUUUUAAAAUAUGCAAUGAAUAAAGUCAGCUAUUACACUUAAA